Cheilinus undulatus (humphead wrasse) is the source of this 2537-nucleotide messenger RNA. RefSeq names its product splicing factor U2AF 65 kDa subunit-like. The record is from RefSeq and is a predicted model, not a curated record. NCBI's taxonomy places the organism in Eukaryota, Metazoa, Chordata, Actinopteri, Labriformes, Labridae. Gene Ontology annotation, biological process: mRNA processing. The coding region runs from base 202 to 1602 and encodes 466 amino acids. Gene Ontology annotation, cellular component: U2AF complex; nucleus; nuclear speck. Gene Ontology annotation, molecular function: poly-pyrimidine tract binding; pre-mRNA 3'-splice site binding. The transcript has 13 exons.
GCUAAAGCAACUGCUUGCUUUGAUGAAAACGUGACGCUGCUUUGGGGGACCAGGAUCCUUUUCUUGCACAUUUUUGGACAACACAGCCUCUCACACUUUCGGAGGUGUUUGCAGCACUGACACAGCGGACCGAUCGGUUAAUCGAUCCCCUCAGAGCACACAGACCUGGCAUAUCUGUAGACAUCACAGAAAACCGGGAAAAUGUCUGAUUUUGAGGAAUUUGAGAAACAGCUGAGUGAGAACCGACAGGAGAGAGAAAGAGAACGACAUAAAAAGAGGAGUCGCAGUGGAUCUCCAGGCCGAGGAGACAAACAUCGCAGCUGGAGCAAAGAACGCGGUAGCCGCAGUCGUGAGAAGAGAAGCCGCAGUCGAGAACGUAAGAGCCGUGACCGCCGGAGCUCCUCUCGUGACCACAAAAAGCACAGCCACUCCCCAAGGAGAACGAGGAAGAAAAGAACAUGCAAAUACUGGGACGUUCCUCCUCCUGGAUUUGAGCACAUCACACCAAUGCAGUAUAAAGCUAUGCAAGCGGCCGGUCAGAUUCCAACAAUUGCUCUCCUGGCCACAUCCACCACCACUGGUGUGUCUGCAGCUCCCACGCAGGUUCCCAUUGUUGGCAGUCAGAUGACAAGACAAGCGCGCCGGCUCUACGUGGGAAACAUCCCCUUUGGAGUGACGGAGGAGUCCAUGGCGGAGUUCUUUAACGCUCAGAUGAGACUGGCUGGGCUCUCACAGGCCCCCAGUAACCCUGUGCUUGCUGUGCAGAUCAACCAGGACAAAAACUUUGCUUUUCUCGAGUUCCGUUCUGUAGACGAGACGACGCAGGCGAUGGCCUUCGAUGGUAUCAUUUUUCAGGGUCAGUCCUUGAAGAUCAGACGACCUCAUGACUACCGACCUUUACCUGGAAUCUCAGAGCAGCCUGCCUUCCAUGUCCCAGGAGUGGUCUCCACUGUCGUCCCUGAUUCCCCUCACAAACUGUUCAUUGGAGGUUUGCCAAACUACUUGAAUGAUGACCAGGUGAAGGAGCUCCUGACUUCGUUCGGGCCUCUCAAAGCAUUCAAUCUGGUGAAGGACAGUGCUACGUCUCUGUCCAAAGGUUACGCCUUCUGUGAAUAUGUGGACGUCUGCGCCACAGAUCAGGCAGUUGCUGGGCUUAAUGGGAUGCAACUUGGAGACAAAAAGCUGAUCGUCCAAAGAGCAAGUGUGGGAGCUAAAAAUGCUAAUCCUACCUCUAUCAUAGAGACCCCAGUGACGCUACAGGUCCCGGGGCUGCAAAGGCUGCAGAACUCUGGCAUGCCUACAGAGGUCUUGUGCCUCCUCAACAUGGUGAUGCCUGAGGAGCUGGUGGAUGACGAGGAUUACGAGGAGAUCCUGGAGGACAUCCGAGAGGAGUGUUGCAAAUAUGGCAGCGUCCGCUCCAUUGAAAUCCCCCGACCGGUCGAUGGUGUGGAAGUCCCUGGCUGUGGGAAGAUCUUUGUGGAGUAUGUUUCUGCUGCAGACUGUCAGAAAGCCAUGCAGGCUCUCACCGGCCGUAAGUUUGCCAACAGAGUGGUGGUAACCAAAUACUACGACCCUGACAUGUACCACAGACACGAGUUUUAAAGCGCAGGCCAGUCUGUGCUUAUUGUGAAUAAGUCCAGAGAGACUCUAAAAGACUUGAACUACUUCACAAACUGGACUGCGAUGUGUCUCAGUCCUGAAUAUCUAACUCCCAGCUUCAGCCUCAUACACAGUAAACAUGUACUGAUUAAAAAAUACUUAGUAUUAUUGACUUCUGUUGUAGAAUGAAUGUGACAUGUAUCUUACUUAAACCUGAAGUAAUACUGCCUGACAGUAACACACAGUAUCUGUUUAUAAAGAAUGCACUGUAUGAGAAAAAACAGUCAAAUGUUUAGAAUCUUCCUCCUGAGCACAAACUUUAUUUCUCUAAGAGAAAAAAAGGUUAUUUAUGUAUUUAUUUUUUGAAAAAACUAUUCCCUCUAUAAGUCCCUCUUUAAAUAUUAAUGUUACUUAAAUAUAGGAUGCUAUAACCAGUACUGCUUAGACAUUCAAAAUUAUUUUUAUUUUUUACAUCUUUUAAAAAAAUCUCACACUCUAUGGCUGUUGAUUGUUUUGUAACCCCUCCCGCUGAACAGCAAAAGUUAAAUCAGCUGACAAAACCAAACAAAAUAUGAAGAAAAUAUGGCCAAAUAUUCUAACCUGUGGCUCCAAAAAAACAAAACAAAACAAAACAAAAAAAAAAACAAUAAAUAACAGACAACAUGGACCUCAUCUCAUCUCAAAUGCUGUAAAUCCAAAGAAUGGAUGAUAAGAUGGCUAAGAAUAAUUUACUGUAGUCUUUGAUUACUUCCUGAAGUAGCUAGAUUGUCAAGACUUUACAACUAAUUAUAGCAUGAAUGCUAGUUGGUCAGCUAGCUAGCUAGCUAGCUAGCUAGGUGUGAAGUUGGCCCUAUUAAUGCUAAGGCCAACAUUUGGAGCAAUUUUUUCCCUUUUGCAAGGAUUUUAAUCAGCUAGCAAGUUAAGCUAAUGUUAUGUAA